UAGGAACUUCCCCACUACCAUCGAUUUGGAACCCUGUCCUCUCUGGUUUCGAUGCAUUAUUCUUGAUGAAGUGCCAUCUGCAUAGUCCAAAAUGUGCCCAUGAUGUGUUCGAUGAAAGGUCCCAGAGAAGGGGACACAGCUUCACAUGUUGCACCAACUUCAACUUCAACUUCUUGGCUCUUUGUCUUUAACUACUACUCUCUUUAUCCAUCGGAAGGUUGUCAAGCUCAAAAACAAAACACUCUCGAAUCAUUUCUACUGAAUCAAGCAGCCACCUGCGUCGUCGAUGGCUGCACGGCGGACCUUAGCAACUGCAGAAAGUAUCACCAGCGUCAUAAGGUUUGCGAAGUCCAUUCCAAGAGCCCAGAGGUUUCAAUCAAAACCGAAAAGCUUCGAUUCUGCCAGCAGUGUAGUCGGUUCCAUCCGCUAGAUGAAUUUGACGAAGGAAAACGGAGUUGCAGAAAGCGACUUGACGGGCAUAAUCGGAGAAGAAGAAAGCCUCGACCAUAUCUUUUUCCGGCGAAUCAUCAUGGCACCGGUGUAGUGCAGCCAAGUGGUCCACCGGUGCACACAGCCAUGGCUUCCAUGACCACGAGCUCUCUGUGGAGCCACUUGGACCAUGCUCCCUCUCUUCUGUCAUCUUCAGAGGCAUCUUUUAGCCAUGUGGUGCACCCUCCAUCUGGUUCCUUCUCUGCAACAAUAAGUUUGGAGAAUGAUUCUGAUGCGGGGUGGGGUGGUAUGAUCGAUACGACGUCGAAUUAUAAUCAAGAUCCUCAAGAAUUUCCUUUCUAUUGGCGAUAUUAGUAAUUGUUGGUUUUUGUGGCACAAUGUUUAUGUUUGUACUUUUAAGUUAUUUAAUAAGUAAUUAAGUAGGUUUUAGAUUUGUUCCGUACAUGUAAUUUCCUAGGAUUUUAAGUUGUUAAACCAAGAAUUUAAG
Lactuca saligna is the source of this 937-nucleotide messenger RNA. NCBI's taxonomy places the organism in Eukaryota, Viridiplantae, Streptophyta, Magnoliopsida, Asterales, Asteraceae. The record is from the annotation of a GenBank genome assembly.